UUUAUCGAUUUUCUCGUCGAAACUCGAAAACCGACAGAUAUCCUUAUCCAAACCCCUAUCGCUCCCGUUUCCGGUGAACCCCAGCCACGAUGGCCGCACCCUCGACCUCCACCCCCGCGCCGGCCUCCUCCGCCUUCCCCCUCGCCGCCGCCGCCGCCGCGUGCUUCCCCCGCGCCUCCUCCAGCACGCGCGCUCUCGCUCUCGCUCUCGCCCUCGCCGAGCGGCACCGGCUGUCCGAGGUGGGUGGCGGCGACCGCUCGGUAGCCGCUGGCCGCCGCUCCUUCCAAGGCCUCAUUCCCGCCCACGUUCUCUCCGCCGGCGAUGAUGCAGAAGGAGCCAGCAUCAAGAGAGAAGCGGAGGAGAGAUCUAGGCGGAGGAUGUUGCUCGCUGCAGGCGCUGCCAUGUUUCUCUCUUGGCCUAAUCCGGCAGCAUACGCAGCAGAGGCUAAGAAGGGUUUCUUGCCUGUCACCGACAAGAAGGAUGGAUACUCCUUCCUCUACCCAUUUGGAUGGCAGGAAGUGGUUGUUCAAGGGCAAGAUAAGGUGUACAAAGAUGUCAUAGAGCCUUUGGAAAGUGUGAGUGUCAACACAAUUCCAACCAGCAAGCAAGACAUCCGUGAGCUUGGUCCUCCAGAUCAGGUUGCUGAAGCUCUUAUACGUAAGGUUUUGGCCGCACCUACGCAAAAGACAAAGUUAAUUGAAGCAAAAGAGAAUGAUGUUGAUGGACGAACUUACUACACUUUUGAGUUCACAGCUCAAGCUCCAAAUUUCACGAGACAUGCGCUUGGUGCAAUUGCCAUUGCAAAUGGCAAAUUUUACACGCUGACAACUGGAGCAAACGAAAGGAGAUGGGAGAAAAUCAAGGAUAGGCUACAUACAGUCGUUGAUUCCUUCAAAAUCGAGGCAAGAGUAUGACGGAGGUGCAACAUAUAUUGUGCUGAUUUUUCUUGUUGGUUUUCUUCGUUUCAGGAGGUGAGGUUCAAUGGUAAAUGUCGAGAACAUGGAUCUUACUGAUCUGUUUUAUUUUGAAAUGUGUGGCACAAAUUCUAUUUGUACGUAUGUAUAUCUUGCCAAUGUCGAUCCUGAUCUUUCUAUUUGUAUGUACUGGUGAGGUUAAGAAAAUACGUAAAUGAUCCUUCGAAUAAGCAAUGUUGAUUAUAAAGCCAUCUGUGUGAGUAA
This is a messenger RNA of Oryza sativa Japonica Group (Japanese rice), 1178 nucleotides long. RefSeq names its product psbP-like protein 1, chloroplastic. The record is from RefSeq and is a predicted model, not a curated record. Gene Ontology annotation, cellular component: extrinsic component of membrane; photosystem II; photosystem II oxygen evolving complex. Lineage: Eukaryota; Viridiplantae; Streptophyta; Magnoliopsida; Poales; Poaceae. Gene Ontology annotation, molecular function: calcium ion binding. Gene Ontology annotation, biological process: photosynthesis.